Messenger RNA from Penicillium mononematosum, 945 nucleotides. RefSeq lists its product as uncharacterized. Bases 1 to 945 code for a protein of 314 amino acids. The record is from RefSeq and is a predicted model, not a curated record. The transcript is spliced from 2 exons. Gene Ontology annotation, molecular function: protein binding. NCBI's taxonomy places the organism in Eukaryota, Fungi, Ascomycota, Eurotiomycetes, Eurotiales, Aspergillaceae.
AUGCAUACCCACCAAGUUGAUCCAGAUGGAGAUAUCAUUCUCUUCACACCGGCAACCUCAGAAGCUCCCUCAGUUGACGUCAUCGAAGGCAAUGUGCCUGGAGAGCACACUCGCUUUCAAGUCUCAUCGAAGCACCUCACACUUGCUUCAGAUUAUUUCAAGCGGAUGCUAAAAGCGUGCUGGGCUGAAGGGGUUGCUCUUUCGGCAUACGGGUCCGUAGAGAUUCCCGUCAAUGACUGCAAACCUGAAAUUCUUCUGAUCAUUUUGAACAUUAUUCAUGGACAUUCACGACAAGUCCCUCGAAAGUUGUCUCUACCGCAAUUGACCGAUAUCGCCGUGGCCACCGACUUCUUUCAAUGCCACGAGGCACUCGAGGUGUUUGCUGGUACUUGGAUUCAAGACCUUAAGCCGCCUAUUUUGUCCUCGUUCUCAGAAGAUACAAAAAAGUGGAUGAUGAUCGCCUGGGUCUUCAAGGCCAAUGAUAUUCUUCGAGACACAGAAACAAUUGCCAUGCAGCAAGGAACAGGUCCAUUUCAGGCAAGCAGUCUACCGAUUUCAAAAAGCAUUAAAGACAAAAUCGAUCAAUCCAGACAAAAUUACAUAGAAUUGCUCCAGGAAAAGAUUGGAGAACGGAUCGAAACCCUGUUGAACAGCCCAGCCGCGAAGAAAAAGUCUUGUUGUGCCCCGGGCUGUGAUGCAAAACACCUCGGUCUUGUCCUUCGCAAACUGAACGAAAAGAAGAUAUCUUACUCAUACAAGCCUUGCUCCCCCUUUUUCACAGUCGGUCUUGAAAAUGUCAGUCCUAUUACCAUCUGCCUUAUGGUCGCAUAUGGGAGAUCGGACGGCCGGGCCUAUUGUGCUCCCCGUAAGCGUUGUGAAAACUACCGCUACCUUUUCGGAGAUGAUGCUGCACGCGAAGCACGGAAACUUCCAACUUCGCGAUAG